GGCCCAUUUGAGAACUGACUUUGGGAAGGAAUAUGGCCAUUUAGCAGGGAUCGAGGGUGCCAGCUCCAAGAGCAGCGGGACUCCAGGAGCCUGAGAAACGGGUGGCGCUCAGGUUUCAGCAGGGUGUCAAGGCAGCCGAUUUGAGCCAAGGAGGCGGAUUGGGACACAGCAGCUGCCCCAGGUGGGGGACCCCAGCUCCUGCCUCGAGCCUGGGGCGGUUCCACCACCCGGCGCAGAUUGGCUGCUUACGCCCCGUUUUUUGGCGGCCGCGUUUCCACCAUCUGAAAAGAGGAAGCACCACAGAGGGGGGCCGCCCUCCCUUGGAGAACACCCAAGGGGAAGGCGCGGGGCCGGGAGCAGCCCCCACACCCCGAGGGCCCCGCGGGACCCAACGGCCCUCCCGGAAACCGCUCCGAGGCCCCCUGGGCAGGCUCCCCUGCCACGCGGCCUCAGCUCGGCCACGUCCUUCCGCCCUCCCUGCACCUCCGGGCCCGGCCCCAGAGGGCGACCCCUCCCCUCCCCCCGUGCCCCACCCCGUCCUCGCCCUUCCCGCCCUGACCCCCUGGGCCUGCAGUGCGAGGCCGCCGCCACCUCCCGGCCCUUCCUGCCGGACGCACUGAGCCCGAGAAGCCGGGCCCUGGACCCCGGGCCUCCAGGCCAAGGUCAGCCGCUCCUCCGCGCUUGGCUCGCGAAGGAGACCACCGGGACCUGCUGCCCCCGCCCCCGGGACCCACCCCCCGGCUCCCCUUCCCCUCGCACGCUGUGCCCCUCAGCAGGUCCUGUGCCCUGGGCCCCCAGCCUGCCCUGACUCCCGGCAUUCGACGCCUCCAGGCAUCUGAGUUCGCCCCGCACCCCCCCUCCCCACCCAGCGCCCUGGGCUUGGAUCUCAAACUCCUGUGGGCUCCGCACUCCUGACACAACCUGGUCUCUGGGGGCCUCUCCCGGGCGGACCUUACCCAGAUGGGCUUCUCCCUGGGGGUCCUCUCCCCGGGGGUCCUGUCCAGGGUGUCCUCUCCCUGGGGGUCAUCUCCCAGGGGGUCGCCCCCGGGUGGGCCUCACCCAGAUGGGCUUCUCCCUGGGGGUCCUCCUCCCCCAGAUGGGCUUUCCCUAGAGCUCCCGAGCGUGCCUGUCGCCGGGUGAGUCCCGGGCCCUCCCCACCCCCGGAUGAGCCAAGUCCUCCAUUGGCCAAGUCUCCAACUCCGGUCGUAGCCGCCGCCCGGACAACGCGCGCUUCCCGCUCCCUGGGGGGCCGCUGCCCUGCGUCUGCUCCCCCCGCCUUGACCCCGCCGCUGCCAGGUCUCAGCUCGCCCCCAACCCCGGCGGCUCCUCCACGUCCGCAGGCCCGCGUUUCCCCUUCCAGGCGCAUGGCGGGGGCAAAUCACCACUCGUGAAAGGGAUGACGGAAUGAAUGAAUGAAUGAAUGAGCGGACGAGCGCAGGCGCGGGGGACGCAGGAAGACGUUCCCCGGUAGGCGGAGGGUGAGCCCGAGGCCGGCACCAGAACCCGGCACACCCGGGCCCGGAGCGGGGAGAGGACGGCCCGCGCGCACCCCUCGGCGCCCCCGCCCCUCGCCCCGGCCUCCGCGGGAGUCGCCGGCCCCGUGUCCUCGCUCCCGGGACGCUGGCGGGGGCCGCAGGGCGUGCGCGUGGGCCGUUCGCCUUCCGACAAGUGUGGCCCCGCCGCCGACCCGUAGGCCGCCGUCCGCGUCCUUUUCGGUCGCCAGGCAACCGCGGCCGGUCCGCGCGGGCGGAACCCAACCGGCCCUGGGCAGCGGGACGCACCGCGGAGCGGGGAGGGCGGACGAGCCGGGCGCCGGCGCCAUGGACCUGGUCAUCACGCAGGAGCUGGCCCGCGCCGAGAGCCUGCAAGAUGCUGCGUCCUUGAAGAAGGCCUACGAGUUGAUCAAAUCUGCUAACUUGGGGAAAUCGGAGUUCGACCCCUCAGAGAGCUUCAGCCCGGACCUGUUCGUUCUGUGUGCGGAGCAGGCCCUCAAGAUGGGACAGCCAGAGGUGAGCGAGGACUGCAUCCAGAUGUACUUCAAGGUGAAGGCGCCCGUCACCCAGUUUCUGGGCCGAGCGCACCUGUGCAGGGCUCAGCUGUGUGCCCCGAAGUCAGCAGAAAACCUGGAGGAAUUUGAAAAUUGCGUGACUCAGUACAUGAAGGCUAUAAACUUUGCCAGAGGAGAACCGAGGUAUCACUUUUUGGUGUAUAAUGCAUCAGUCCUCUACUGGCAGAUGGUGAGGCCGUUCCUCAAGCCUGGAUACCGCCACUGUCUGAUCCCCAGCCUUUCCCAAAUCGUCAACGUGCUCAGUCAGACUGAGGAGGAAGACAAGGAGUGGCGUGCCGAGCUGAUGCUGGAACUUCUGGAGUGUUACGUGCAAGCCGGAAGGAGGGAGGAGGCUGCCAGGUUCUGCUCCACCGCAGCGCCGUUCAUAAAGGCCCACGUGCCGCAGAAAUACCGGCAGGUAUUCUCCAUGAUGGUUCGUCACGAACUAAUGGACGAGCUUCAGUUAAAGGAAGACAUGAAAAACUCCAUUAGCCUGUCAGUCGCUUUCUAUAUUAACAUGCUGAAGGCAAAACAGGAGCAAAAUGAUUUACCGGAAGACGUCAGCGUCAUUCUGAGAAAGGCCUAUACACACUUGGGCCGUUUCAACCACCGCCGCUCUCCUUCCCUCAGAGAAGAAAAAAUGCUUCUGCUUUUUGAAUUGGCUCGUUUUUCCUUGACCUUGAAGUGCACGGAGAUCUCCUCUGACUGCCUCUCAGACCUGAAGAAGAUGGAAAGCGUGGGUCCCGGGAAGCUGAUUGAAAUUGAGUGUCUGGAGUGUGAAUCAGAAGCUUUGAGACUUGAGAGUGAAAUGAAGGUGUACCUCCGAGCAGCUGUGGAGGCCCAGCUGGAUAUUAUACAGAGACUGGACAUCGCGCUGCAGCGAGCCGUCCGCCUGGGCGACCCCCGGGUGAUCCAUGUGGUGUGUGCCACGCAGUGGAACACCUGCCUGCCCCUGCUGCAGCACAACCUGCGGCACCACCUGAGGAAGCCACUGGCCAAUGUCGCGGAGGUGCUGGAGAAGGUGGACAGCCUCAUGACGGUGCUCCGCUGCCAAGUGCACAUGGAGAUGGCGCAGAUUGAGGAGGACGAGGACCGGCUGGAGCCUGCCAUGGAGCACCUGUGGAAAGCUACGCGCCUGGACAGCCUGGGCCUCUACCAGGACCAGCUCCGGAUGGCCUCCACUCGGCUGCGCCUGUGCACCACACUGUACCAGGCCCCCGAGCACGCUGAGGACAAGGCCAUCAUGGCCAUCGAGCAGGCAAAAAAAGCUACCCCGAAGGAUAGCGUCAGGAAGAAGCGGGCCCUCCUGGUGAACGCAGGCCUGGCCUUAGCCCCCGACACCUUUCAGGUUGUGCUGGACAGUGAGAAUGAGGCCAAGGUGUCCACUGGGAAGAACAGGGGCCGGUUCACCUACCUUUGCUCAAAGGCACGGCACCACAUUGUCAGCGUGGACAAAGCUGCUGGGCACCUGCGGCGCCUGGGCUAUGAAAACGACAAGGAGAGGAUACAGAUCUGGGCGGAGCUCGCCAAAGUUGCGCGGAAGCAGGGUGUGUGGGACGUCUGUCGGACGGCGAGCCGCUUCUGCCUCCUGUAUGACAGCGUCAAGGUGAAGAAGCUGAGGCUGCGGAGAGGGAGGAAGAAGCGAGGUGGGGACGGCUCGGUGCAGGACGCUAGGAGCCAGCCUGAGGUCGUCCUGCAGAGGCAGGUGUCCCCUGACCUUCUGCGGAAGUUCGCAGAGGUGGGGUUCAUCAACGCUGAGGCCACUGUCCAUCUGCUGCGCUCAGAAGGUGUAGAGCUGAAUGACCGGGCCGUCCCCCCCGAAGACCUGAGCCAGCACCCAGCUGGCUACGUGCCUGAGCCCCCAGAGGAGAAUGCUGAGUGGAUUACAUACAGGACCUGGAUUGAGAGCCUGUCCCAGUACGCCAUGAAUAACUGGCUGCGCUCUGCAGAGAUUGGACAGGAACUCCAGGAGGCGUGGAUCGUGCAGAACGCUGUGGUCUACGUCCUGAACCACAGCCGUCACCUGAUCCUGGCUGGGCGGCAGAAGGAGCUGGUGGACACCCUGCAACACCUCCUGAGCAUCGUCAAGGCCACAGGCCACAGCGGGGACCCUGUGAUGCUGGUGACGCUCUGCAACACCCUGGCGCGAGGCCUGAUCAUCAGCUGGAUUCCAGCCGUGGCCACCGAGAAGUCCAGGAAAUCGGUGCGAGGAAAUGCCUUUCACAGCACGCUGGAUGCAGGAGCCGCCUCCGAGGUCAAAGCAGCGGUAGAGGUCUGCGAGUUUGCACUGAACCUGACUAAUGGGAGCACGCCAGAGGAGACGGUGCCCACCCGCAUCCGGCAGCAGCUCCUCGCCACCUGGGUCAAGGCCAAGCAGCUCCUGCAGCAGCAGAUCGGGCCACGGCUGGGCACCGAGGAGCAGGGCACCAACGAGGAUGUCAGCUCCAUCACCAGAGUCCUUGUUGCCUUGGAAAUGUACUCGUGCAACGGGCUGGGCCUCAUGGACUUCAGCGUCCCCUCCCUGGCCCAGUUGGUGAAAAUGGCUUCGGAGUGCAACUGGUCGGACCCCCUGGUGGAGCUGCAGACCCUGACGCGGCUGACCCACUUCGCCCAUGCAGCACGUGACCAUGAGACCACCAUGGCCUGUGCUCACAAAGCCGCUGAGAUGGGCGUCAAGUACCUGAAGAUAUUUGGUCCCGUGGAGUCCCGGCUGGUGGCGGAGAUGCUGUGCACGGCCACUGGUAUCCAGGGCAGGAGUAUCAUGGAGAACCUGAAGGGCCAGAAGCAGCUGCGGCUGGUGGCGGCCAAGGCCUUCAUGGAGAGUGCCAGGUUCGGAGGCAUCGCGGGCAGCAGUGCCCUGGUGAUGCUGGCUGCGCGGCACUACUGGAAUGCCUGGCUCCCACUCCUGUCCUCGGCCGUCUACAGGAAGAAGGCCCAGGGUGCCCUGCAGAGGCUCAUCCGCAUCAUCAACACGACAGAGGCCAGAAAGCAGAAAAGAGACUUCAGCUGGGGAGCAGAAGGGGAGCAGAAGGCGGAAGGAGAGACUGAGGAGGAAGAGAAGACGCUGCUCCUGCACCAGUGGCCCACAGCCGACUUCCAAGGCGGCGGGACGGCCCACGGGCAUUUCCUUCCAGGGGCUGAGGACGACCUGACACUUCGCGCCGCACUCUACGGCCUGCUCUUCCACAGCCAUGCCGACCAGGAUGACUGGGAGGGCGGCCUCAAGGUGCUGGACGAGGCUGUGCAGGUGCUGCCUCGGACGGCCCACCGCCGCCUGAUCUUCAAGCACAUGAUCAUCGUGAAGGCCAAGCUCGGGCAGACUUUCUCGAUGGAAAUACAGAAGUUCAAGGCUGAGAGUGAGGACUACGUGGCAGGCAUGUGGCACCGGCUGGCCCUGAACUCACGGAGCGUGUCUGGAGAGCUGGCCUGCUACCAGAGCGCCAUCCAGGCCUUGCAGAAGCCUGAGACAGCGUGGCAGAAGGUGGAGUACCUCCUGGAGUUCAGCCAGUGGCUCUACCACAGACACUUUCCUCUUGAGGACGUGGUCUUCCACCUCCGCUGGGCCAUCGAGAUCAUGCUGGCCAUGAAGCCGCCUGGUGACAGCCCUGAACCAGAGCCCACGCCGGAUGGUAGGUCCACACCGCGGCCAGAGCCCACGCCGGAUGGUAGGUCCACACCACGGCCAGAGCCCACGCCGGAUGGUAGGUCCACACCGCGGCCAGAGCCCACGCCGGAUGGUAGGUCCACACCGCGGCCAGAGCCCACGCCGGAUGGUAGGUCCACACCGCGGCCAGAGCCCACGCCGGAUGGUAGGUCCACACCGCGGCCAGAGCCCACGCCGGAUGGUAGGUCCACACCGCGGCCAGAGCCCACGCCGGAUGGUAGGUCCACACCGCGGCCAGAGCCCAUGCCGGAUGGGGAGUACGUGCCCAUGCAGAUGCCCCCACAGAGCCCCGUGUCAGAGACUGGGGAGACGGUGUCCCCGGAGCAGCUGUGCAGUGUGCGGCAGCUGGAGGCGCUGGCCCGCGGGCACAUCCUGCUGGCCCUGGUGCUGUCGCCCGGUGCCCAGGGCUACGAGGACUGCUGCCUGGCAGCCUACGCCUUCCUCAGGCGCAUCUGGCAGGUUUCCUUGACAACAGCCGGAAAAUCAGUUACAGACAGCAGACCCCUGGCAGCAACCAGCUCACGUCUGUCAUUGCCUAAAAAAGAGAAGGAGAAGGAGAAGGGAAAGGAAGAGAAAGUCAAGGAGGCCAAACAGGUGACACCCAGGCGGCCACGGUGCAGUGCAGGGCUGGGCCGGGGAUGGCCUGUGCCUCAGUUUCCCCACCUGUCAGGGUUCUUGGAGGAGCACCAGACGGCCGCGGUUCAGGGCCAAGCCGGGGAUGGUCUGUGCCUCAGUUUACCUGCCUGUCAGGGUUCUCGGAGAAGCCCCAGGUUGUCUCAGUGCAGGGGCUGGGCCGGGGAAGGCCUGUGCCUCAGUUUCCCUGCCUGUCAGCGUUCUCAGAGGAGCUCAGGUGGUCUCAAUGCAGGGGCUGGGCCCAGGCCGGCAUCUGUGCCUCAGUUUCUCUCCCCCAUCAGGGUUCUUGGAGGACAGUGCAAGGGCAUGUCUGUUAAGCACCCCGGCUUGAUCCUGGUGGGAAUCCUGGAUCUAGAGCCACGUAACACAUGCAGUUUGCACAAAGGACAUUGCCCCAGGUCCACCAGGCCCAGAGGCCGUGGUGUGUUGGGGGCUGGGUUCCAGAACAGUGAGAAGAGUGUUUUUUCAUCGUGUGAAACCUUUCCCUCUUCUCAAAGCCUAGCUGCUAACAAACCACUGGAACAUUUGCCCACCAGCAUAGAAGAGUGGGCUUGCUUCUCCUGCCCCGAGGAAGUGCUGUCUGUACUGAAACAGGACAAAAGCGACUCCACUGUUAACACCGAAAGUAUCCAGAAGCCGACGUACAGUCUGUAUUUCCUGGACCACCUGGUCAAGGCCCUGCAGAAGAUGUGCCUGCACGAGCUCGCGGUCCCCAUCCUGCAGCUGGGGGUGCUGAUUUCGGAGUCCGUGGUGGAAAGCAAGGGCCUGGCGGAUCUCUACCGCCUUCGCCUCGCCCACGUGUGCUCCGAGCUGAAGCUGAGGGAGGCAGCGGUGCAGCAUGAAGAGGCGAUCGGGCAGGUGCACAUCAGUGAGCUGGAGCAGGCCAGCUGCAGAAAAGAGAUCGCAUUGAAAAAAGAGAAAAACAAGGAGCCCUUAUUAGAAGAAAGCCUGCCAGCACUCAGCGAGCAGACGCUUGCUGCCCGUUCUGUGGAGAUCAAACCACUGGAAGCCAAGGACAAGAUUUUGAAGAUGAAUGGGGAGACUGGAAGAGGCCUUGAUGGGACGUCCUAUCCCCAGCUGUGGAUUCUGAAGGCAGAGGUUCUGCUGGAGAUGAGCCUGUACCAGCCUGCACGGCUGCUCCUGUCCGAGGCUCACCUGGCUUUCCAGGAGCUGGAUGAGCCUUGUGCAGAGGCCCAGUGCCUGUUCCUUCUGGCACAGCUGGCCAACAGGGAGAAGAAGUAUGGACAAGCCAAGAAAAUGAUCGCACAGGCCCAGCACCUGGGCGGAAAUGAGGAGUUCUGGUACAGUUCCACGCUGACCCUGGCAGACACGCUCUUGUCCACGGAACACUCAAGACGAGAAGCCACGGUGUGCCACAUGUUUCAGAAGCUCACCACUGCCUUCGAGAUUCUCAAGAAAGAAAGACCAAACCGAACGCCGUUGUUGGAAUUCAUGAUCACAGACCUAGAAGCCAGGUGCCUGAGCCUGCGGGUCAGAGUUGCACAGGAGGCCGCGGUCACGGAACCCACAGAGUACUCGCUGCUGCUGGAGGAGCUGGAUGACAGCUUGUUGGAUGUUGAGAGAAGGUUUACCGAGUGUGGUCACAAAGAGAAGUGCGCUGAUGUCAAACUAGAGCGUGCGAAGAUCAAGACGUUACGUGCCCAGAACGAGAAAGAUGAAGAGCAGAAAACUGCGUAUUACUUGGAGGCGUAUGUCCUGGCGCAGAGCGCCGUGGCAGAGGAAGAAGGGCGGCUCCAGAGCGUCCAGGCCUUGCUGUCACUUCACAACGUGCAGAACGUCAACUCGCCUCUGAUGAGGAAGCUGGCGCACCUCAAGCUCGACCUGGUGGACAUGGCUCUGGGCAUGCUCCAGUUCAUCUGGAAGGAGGCCCACGGGCAGCAGAGUGAGCAGGGGUCCCUGGAGAAGCUGCUGGCAGAGUAUCUGCAGAACACCAGCGACUAUACUUCCGUUGGCCUGCAAUGGUUCACACUGAAGCGCACCCUGGCACACGGGGUGCUGGCGCAGCUGGGGAGCCUGCAGCCGCUGAGUGUGGGCUGCGUGGAGAUCCGUGCCCGGCUCCUGGGACUGGCCGGGAGGGCCAUCCACCUGCUGGCCAUACAAGCUGACCCUGUGCGCCCCACCUGCUACUGGGAGGAGGGACCCUCGGUGGGUGCCAAGCUGAGUGACCUCGGGUCUCUGGAGCUGGAAGCAGAGGAAGAGGAUGCCAGGAAGUCCAGCAGGGACCCGCCAGCCUCCAGGGCGGCCCCGGAGGAGCAAGUCAGGAGAGGCGGGGACCUGAAGAGGAGGAUGGUUCUGGCCCAGCAGUACCUGGCACAGGCCUCGGAGGUGCUGCUGCAGUGCCUACACGUGGCCCUUGGCAGUGGCCUCCUGGACGUCGCGGCAGCUGCCAGCCUGGAGAUGGUGGAGUGCGUUGGCGCCCUGGACCCUGUGACUACCUGCCAGUUCCUGGCGCUGUCUCAGAGCUGCUCGGCCUCAGAGACCAUGAGGGACGUCCUGCUCGCAGCCACGGCCAACACCAGCAGCUCCCAGCUGGCAGCCCUGCUGCAGCUCCAGCACCAGCUCCGGCGCCAGGACCGGACCACCACCAGCCUGGGCACCAGUGUGGAGCAGAGGCUGGCUGCUGUGUCCAAGGCUUGGCAAAAUCUCUGCGUCACUGAGCAGCAUUUUAACCUCUUGAAUGAGAUGCCUCCUACUUUUCGGAUAUUCUUUCUGCACCUCUCACCGGACAGCAGGUCCCAUCUGUACAGCGCUGCUUACGAGAAACCCAAGUUCAUUCCUGUAGCCAAAGGAAAGGUGCAGCAUGUGGGAGGCCCCUGUAAGGUGAUGCGGCUGGCCGUGAGUCCCACCGCCUUGUCCCACCUACUGGCCUGUGCCCAGGAGUUCCGGAAGCAGAUCCAGGACCAGGUGUACGCAGAGGACCUGCUUCUGAGCACAGGCUCGGAGCCAGAAGGCCUGCAGGCAGAAGAGGAGGAGCCCCCGGUGCACGGUCUCAGCAGCAUCCUGGAGGCCCUGGAGGAGCUUCUGCGGCCGCUUUUCCCCAUGCUCAGUGUCUCCGAGGCCAGAGUGCAGACACCCGUGCUUGCUGCAGAGUCAGGGAAGUCCAAGGGGAAAGACAAGGAGAGGAAACUGUCCACAGGGCCACAGAACACAGUCCAGCCCGAGGUGGCCGAUCAGAUCAUCCUGGUCACAGACAGACAUCUCCUGGAGCUGCCGCUGGAAGGUCUCUCCGUGUUCCAUGAAGGGACAAUUUCCUCUGUGUCACGAGAAUUCUCUCUCCAAAUGUUAUGGAACCGCCUCCGUAAAGAAGAGACAGCAGAAGGUGGCGUGAAAAAGGAGGGGAGAAGCAGAGAUGCCAAAAAGAGAAACCUGGCGAAGAAGGGCAAGAAGGGCAGCUUCCUCCGGGCCACCCCCGCCGACUGCAUCAUAGUCGACUCAGACAACUUCAAGUUCAUCGUGGACCCGUACGAGGAGGCCCAGGGCCCAGAAAUGCUGACUCCUGUCUCUAUCACCCACGAGAUUUUGGAAAGAUUCCAAGACACGUUCACGUCGCGAUGGGUGGGACACCUGGGAAGCCAGCAGUUUCCCAGCCAGGCCCAGUGGGAGCAGGCCCUGGGCAGCUGCAGCGGCUUCUUCUUCUAUGGGAUGGAGUGCUUCCUGUCCCAUAUAUUAGUGGAGAGAUUGGUCGCCAUGAACUUGCAAGAGUGCCAGGUGCUGGUCGUGCUGGACCUGGCGCGGUCCUACCAGAGCAUGAAGCGGCACAAGCAGAGCUUGGAGCACAGGAGGUGCCUGGCUGCCCAGGGGAGGAGCGCCUCCAAGCCAUCCCUGGAGGAUCCCGUCAACAUGGCCAUCCUGCUGAGCCUGGUGGGUGUCAAGAGCAUCCUGGCGAACCAAUGGUCCACACUGCUUCAGGACAACGCGCUGCGGGCCAGCGUCCUUUGGGAAAAUCUGUUGGCCGUCGGGAAGCCGGUUGGAGAAACGGUGCGCCUCCUUCAGGAGAUGGCUGGUGAUGAGGCAGUGAACCAAGACGAGGCUUCUCAGACGUUGAAGGACAAGAUGCUCCUGCUACUGCAGCCACAGCUCCAAAGCUCCAAGCUCCUUCCCACCACGCUCAACUUGGUGCUGUAUGGGCUGCCACACCAAGCCGUUGGGUAGCGUGGGCCUGGACACUGUCCUCCGCCCUGCCCCUCUGCCAACCCAUGGCCCUCCUAUCCCCACCGCGGCUCUCUCUCCCCAGCCCUUGGUGUGGCCUCAGCCUGAGACCUUCCCCCCGUGCCCUCCUGCCGGGCGGUCACCUGGACCUUGAGCUCUGCCUGCCCGUGUGCGCCAUGGGGUCUGUGUCGGGGCUGGAGCUGCGUCUCUCCCUAGUGCCAGGACAAGGGCGGCCUCCCAUCAGGAGGUUUCCACAGCCGCGGGCUCAUUUAUGCUGGCAGCAAAACCUCCUUUCCCUGGGGUGGAGGCACCCCCGGCAGAGCCCCAGGAGACAAAGGCUCUCAGCGCCGCGCCGGUGCCGGGUUGCUCAGACCAGGAGCACCGUUAGGACCUGUUAGGCUGUUUUUCAUUUGAGUGUUCUAGUAAACAACAAAAGCCAGUCUGUGUGUGUGUGUCUGUGUGUGUGUGUGUGUGUGUGUCUGUGUGUGUGUGUGUGUCUGUGUGUGUGUGAGUGUGGGUGUGUGUGGUCUCUGUGUGUGUGUGGUCUCUGUGUGUGUGGUGUGUGAGUGUGUGUGGUCUGUGUGUGUGUGUGUGUGUGGUCUCUGUGAGGCUCUGCAUGUGGUCUCUGUGUGUGUGUGUGGUCUCUGUGAGGCUCCGUGUGUGGUUUCUGUGAGGCUCUGUGUGUGGUCUCUGUGUGUGUGUGGUCUCUGAGCGUGUGUGGUCUGUGUGUGUGGUCUCUGUGAGCGUGUGUGGUCUCUGUGAGCGUGUGUGGUCUCUGUGAGGCUCUGUGUGUGGUCUCUGUGAGCGUGUGUGGUCUCUGUGUGUGGUCUCCAGGACUCGAGUGUCUGUGUGUGGUCUCUGUGUGUGUGGUCUCUGUGAGGCUCCACGUGUGGUCUCUCUGAGGCUCUGUGUGUGGUCUCCAGGACUCGAGGCUCUGCGUGUGGUCUCUGUGAGUCUCUGCGUGUGGUCUCUGUGAGUCUCUGCGUGUGGUCUCUGUGAGGCUCUGUGUGUGGUCUCUGGGACUCCAGGCUCUGUGUGUGCUCUGUGAGUCUCUGUGUGUGGUCUCUGUGAGGCUCUGUGUGUGGUCUCUGUGAGCGUGUGUGGUCUCUGUGUGUGGUCUCCAGGACUCGAGUGUCUGUGUGUGGUCUCUGUGUGUGUGGUCUCUGUGAGGCUCCACGUGUGGUCUCUCUGAGGCUCUGUGUGUGGUCUCCAGGACUCGAGGCUCUGCGUGUGGUCUCUGUGAGUCUCUGCGUGUGGUCUCUGUGAGUCUCUGCGUGUGGUCUCUGUGAGGCUCUGUGUGUGGUCUCUGGGACUCCAGGCUCUGUGUGUGCUCUGUGAGUCUCUGUGUGUGGUCUCUGUGAGGCUCUGUGUGUGGUCUCUGGGACUCCAGGCUCUGUGUGUGCUCUGUGAGUCUCUGCGUGUGGUCUCUGUGAGUCUCUGCGUGUGGUCUCUGUGAGUCUCUGCGUGUGGUCUCUGUGAGGCUCUGUGUGUGGUCUCUGGGACUCCAGGCUCUGUGUGUGCUCUGUGAGUCUCUGCGUGUGGUCUCUGUGAGUCUCUGUGUGUGCUCUGUGAGUCUCUGUGUGUGGUCUCUGUGAGUCUCUGUGUGUGGUCUCUGUGAGGCUCUGUGUGUGGUCUCUGGGACUCCAGGCUCUGUGUGUGCUCUGUGAGGCUCUGUGUGUGGUCUCCAGGACUCGAGGCUCUGCCUGUGGUCUCUGUGAGGCUCUGUGUGUGGUCCCUGGGACUCGAGGUGGCCCCAGGUGGGUGCUUCUGGACCAGCCUCAGCACUGCGGCAUGGACACCAGCACCUUCUGGGAUGCUGGCCCGUGAGAAACGCACCACUUGAACCCAGCUGCUUUCCGGUGUGUGCUGGGGAGUGUCAUGCCAGCCCAGGCAACAUCCCCUGCACACACUCAGGGCACCUCAGAUGGAACCUUCCCGAGCAAGGAGGCUCGUGGUGGCAGGGUCUGUGUCAGCAAGCACCACAUGGAGCUUCUCGUGAAGAGAUGCUUUUCUUCUGUGAGCAUUCCUGGUGGGCUGCAGCAUCCAGGGGGUCCUGGGGGAAGGGACGUGCCUUCCAGAUGGCCCUUCUGGAUAUCUGGAUAUGUCUCUCCCAACUUGGGCAGAUGGGUGGGAGCUGGGGGGUCGAAGGGUGUAUUGGUCCAUGGGAGGCCAUGGGGUCUGCGGAGCUUUCUGGAGACAGGCCUUCCCAACACACAUGGGAUCUGACCAGGACCAGGGGAAGGCUCAGGACAGCCCUGAAGGGCGGAAGCGUGAGCCUUGCAUGCCCAGCCACAUGGGGCCACGUGGGCCUGUUUCUUCAGCCUGAGACCGGAAAUGUGAAGGCCAGGAGGCAGCCUCCUCCUGCUGAGGGCAACAGGAGCUCAGCCAUGUGAGGUCAGGGCUGCCUGGAAACCUCAGAGUUUCCUCCAUGUCUGAUGGGGAGCAGGGGCAACGGCGCUGUGAGGGGGAAGGGUCUGCUGAAGGCCUUCCUGCCCACACUGUGCCUGUGAAGGCCACUCGCCCAGCUCGGUGCCCACCCAAACUCCUGCCGGGUGCCAACCCCAGGCCAGCAAUAGCCAAGACAGCUGGGUCAGGACAGGUGGCCCCAAAAUGACCCAAAAUAGGUCUACGUACGUAUUCCCAGAUAGGGAAUUUUUUAAAGAAUAAAGAUAACAGGAAAUGCUGGAGAAGACACUGAUAAACGGACUCUCACACACGGUGCUACAGCCCCUCUGGAAAACAGUUUACCUGAUUCUUUAAAGCCACAACCCAGCAAUGGCACUUCAGGGCAUUUAGCCCAGAAAGCGGGAAAUGCACUUCCACACAAACGCACGCACGCGUGUUCAUGGCAACCCCAUGUCCGUCCACAAGAAAAUGGUCAAACUCUGCUCCGUGCACUCAGCAGCGGCGGCAAAGGAACGGUGGCUCCGGCCUGACGGGCCCCCAGGAGUCGGGCUGAGGACAAAGCCAGCAUCAGAAGCGUCACAGGCUGCAGCAGGCAGUGUGCCUGGCUCGGGGGCCACCGCUGACCCACCAGUUAUGGGUCUUGAUGGUGGCAGCAACGCCAGUCCCUACCUGAGAAAGGAAUGCCCGUACGACGUGAAAACAGACCACGGCGCCCGCAGUCCACCCACCGCUUGAAGCCACCUCACUUCCGGCUUUGCGGUCGGUCGCUGCAGCUGUGCAGUGUCGCGGCCGGGGAAGGCCGGGGAGCGGGCGCCAAGCGCCGUGCCCUGUUUCUGCGACUUCCCGCGAAUCUGUAAUGAAUUUGACAGAGAUUUUAGAUGUCUACCUUUGAUGAUAUUGAAAGGUUAUGUGUGAUUCUCUUUUUGUGUGAUUUUUCUUUCUUUAAUAUAUACACACACUUGUUCCAGUUUGUGGGGGGGAAAAAGCUAACUAAUGACCAGGAAAUAAAUUGAAAUCAGAGCUGCGCUGGAAAUAUGGGCUUCCUUCUGUGGAGCUGCUGGCGCUCACCCAAACAACAAGAAUAAAAGCUUCUGGAAAUAUUUCA
Callithrix jacchus (white-tufted-ear marmoset) is the source of this 14025-nucleotide messenger RNA. Lineage: Eukaryota; Metazoa; Chordata; Mammalia; Primates; Cebidae. The record is from RefSeq and is a predicted model, not a curated record.